This is a messenger RNA of Capsicum annuum, 1376 nucleotides long. Its product is annotated as transcription factor TCP18-like. Gene Ontology annotation, cellular component: nucleus. Lineage: Eukaryota; Viridiplantae; Streptophyta; Magnoliopsida; Solanales; Solanaceae. Bases 211 to 1251 code for a protein of 346 amino acids. Gene Ontology annotation, biological process: regulation of secondary shoot formation. The transcript has a single exon. The record is from RefSeq and is a predicted model, not a curated record. Gene Ontology annotation, molecular function: sequence-specific DNA binding; DNA-binding transcription factor activity.
ACUUUUAGUCAUUCAAAUGUGUUAGUCAAGCCCUAGUCUCUACCCUAAUAUACCAACUCCCAAUUAAAGCUUCAUCUUUACCUUUUCUUUAUGUUCUUUAUGGAAUAAAGCAACACCUAAUGUUCUUGAGAAUAACAAAAACCCUAGCUUGAUUGGCCAACUUUUGGAGAUUAAUUUGUUCUUUUAAUUAUUCUCACAAAAACCAUAUAUAUGUUUCCUACAAGCAACAUCAUCCAUGACCCUUUUUCCUACACCUCACAAGAAUUGCUUAAGCAAUCCUAUAAUACACAUGAUCAUCAAAACCCUAAUUCAACUUCAAAAUUAGUAGUAGAAGAAGAAGAUCCAUUUUUCUUGAACUUCCCUUCUCCAUUUGAUUUUGAUGACCAUGAACUCCCAUUAAGCCAAAUAUUUUCUCAAACUAGUGAUAAUAACCAUGGCACUAAUCAAGCUGGUCCGGACAGCGCAAUUAAAGAUAACCAUAGUGUUGACAUUUCAAGAUCUACACUACUCAGCGCGAAAAUCAUGGGAGACCAGAGUUCAAAUCCAGACAUCAGCAGGAAAAACCCUACUGAGCCGGCCAUGGCCACAUCAUCAAAGAAGAGAAAACUAAGUGCAAAACCGCGAAGGAGGACAGGUAAAAAGGACAGGCAUAGCAAGAUUUGCACAGCUCAAGGUGUGAGAGACAGGAGGAUGAGAUUAUCCCUUCAAAUAGCGCGUAAGUUCUUCGAUCUCCAAGACAUGUUAGGGUUUGAUAAAGCAAGUAAAACCAUAGAAUGGUUGUUUUCCAAGUCCAAGAAUGCUAUCAAAGAGCUCACAAGAAGCAUCCCACUUGAAAACAAUGAAGAUCAUAGAAAAAUGAGAAAAAUUGAGUCAAGGGAUAGGACAAGAAGUGAAAAGCCAAACAAAAAGUGCAAUCAAGAUCAAGAAUUGGAUGAAACAAACCCUAAAAGUAUUGAUAAAUUAGGGUCAAAUUCUUCAAAAUCUUAUCUUGAAAAUCAAUUUGCUAAUGUUGGUAUCAUGGAAAAAUACUUAGGUGGUGCAAGUUGUUCCUCAAUAACUUCUAUAUUUGAUUAUGACAAUAAUGGAGUAAUCAAAGGAGGCAUAGAUAAUAUUUCUGACAAUUAUUGCUUCAAUAAUAUGGGAUUUCUUGAAAAUUGUACUAUCACAAAUGAGGUUCAAAUUCCAUUUGCAGCAGGUAAUAACAACCCUAGUUCAAUUAAUUUGAACAAUUCAAGAUUUCAGCAAUUUUAGAUUAUUAUUGGACCAAUAAAAUCAUUUCUCCAGGCAUUAGACUGAAAUGAUUUUUUAUUUUUGUUUUGGUUUGUUGAUGAUUUGGAAUAUGACAAAGUUUGCAGAACUUUGGUACUUGAUUGUAG